AUUUAUACAAUAAUGAUCACUGGGUCCGGAGUGAAUGCAUGUCAAUUAUCAAAUGCGCGCUGAGCAAGAAGUCAAACUCUUCCAUAAGAAAUAUAUAUAGAAAUAUAAAUAUAGAUAUUUUUGGUAGUUUUAUAGGUUGUUUUGGUUAUAACAACCGUCAUCUCUCUGACGCACCAUGGGCGGAGUCUGUGAGACACAGUUGGCGAGGGUAACUGCGUUUAGCUCGCACCUAUGGAUGGAGGGACACCGUUUAUCUUAUUUUUGCUGUAAACGAUGGACACCGUGUCUUUCCAGGAGCUGCAUCAUGCUUUUAUUGAUGUCGAUAUUGAUCUCGAGCACUGUUGUAGGAGGUCUCCAAGUAAUCGGAGGGAACAUAACCGUGGUGCAAGGAGAGACUACAGUCUUACCCUGCAAACUCAUCGACUCCACAGAGCACCUCACCCAGAUUUCGUGGCAGAGGAUGACCAAAGGAAAUCCUCAGAAUGAGAAUUUCUUCAUAGUCUUGGACAAAACUGGACCACAGUUUGUCAACGGACGCGAUGAAAGAUUUAAAUUUGUUGGGAAUUUUAACGAAAAACAUGCAUCUAUGCAGUUAUCUAACGCUACGUUGAUGGACGAAGGCAUCUACACGUGCAUCUUCACCUUGUUUCCCAUUGGUAAUCGCAUGACAGAGAUACCUCUAAACUUGCUCGUGCCUCCUGUCACAAGCCUGAAGGGCCAUCAUCCUACUUUGGGUGACAAUGAGGUUGUCCUCGCUACCUGCACGGCUGCUGGUUCCAAGCCUCCCGCAACGGUGAGGUGGCUCACUGGUACCCUGGCAGAAAACGUGAAGCCAACAUUCAACUCCUACAUGCAUGACAAUGAUACCACUACCACCGUCAGCUCGCUGUUUGGAGUACCCACCAGAGAAAUCAACAGCCGUUCGGUCCAGUGUGUCGUCACCAGUGCAGCCAGCUCGAAAGAAGAAACCCUCAGCAUCACCAUACAGGUCUUGUGUGGGUAUCCAAACACUUUCCAGUUUCACAUGUAGUUGAUCAUUGUAGUUCAUUUUACUCUUGUUGACUUAAGAAUUUCUCAAUUAUUGAAUUGAUUUCAUUAAUUAUUUGAAAACCAGGCCCGCGUCAGAAGAAAAUGUUGUCAUUGUACAUUUCUGAAAACCACAAAGUUGCAUUUAUGCAUUUAAUAUAUAUCAUAUAAGUGUCCCUGCAGUGAUGUAAUAUAUGAGC
Molecule: messenger RNA, 1226 nt
Organism: Plectropomus leopardus (leopard coralgrouper)
Lineage: Eukaryota; Metazoa; Chordata; Actinopteri; Perciformes; Serranidae
Source: RefSeq, a predicted model, not a curated record